GGUAGCCGGGGGUGGUCGACUGCGACUGAUGGAGGCCGUGGUGUGCGACGAGAGGUUGGCGACCAUGUGGCCUCCUCUUCGAGACGAUAGCCACGGCGAGGGAGAGCAGCCGGGAGAAAGGGCCGGCGGGAGUAGGACUGGGCCCGGUGCAGAUGGACCGGGAGAGCAGGGCAAAUGUGAAACCCGAGAGGCAGCAAGGCAGCAGGAGGAUGAUGACGGGCAAGUUACGGCCGAGGCCGGGGAUGAUGCUGCGCUGGAAAGCAAUGAGGGUCGCAUUGCAAAUAAAUGCCUGAUCGGGAACUGGCAGGAAGAGCGGAUUUCGGCUCCUAUAGAUCAGCAGGAAGCCAAAGUCACAUCACAUGCUUUAGCUUUCAAGAAUGGGCAUAAAGGUCUACUUAGCAUUGAUUACUUGUCAAAAAUGCCUGAUGUAACUACGUACAGAGAAUUUUAUCCUCCUCCCAAGGGACCUGAAGAACGGGAAAUAGGCAUAAAGAAACAAUUAAUUGAAAAGUACAUGUAUCACAAGAUAUGCAAGGAAGUAUAUGAUGAAUAUAAUAAAGCCUUUGCAAUUGGACCAAUGGAAUCACUGUCUGUAACAGGACGGGACUUCAAAAUGGAAGGCUUCAGAUCUGUUCCACGUCCUCCUGUUAUGUGUCAUGAUUAUAAAACUGAACAACCUAUCACAAUCUGGUUGGACCAUGUUAAGCAAGUGCAAGGUGUCACUGAAAUAAAGACUGGUGAUACUCCAUUUAGAAAAAAUACCUCAUUUACUAGACCAAUAAUGGAAGCAUUGGAUACUUAACAACAUGUACCUGGAAAAUAUCCUGGCUCCCAGCUACAGACUAAUCAUUUACAGAAGUUGGAUAAAAUUUGUAUUUUACUUGUUUCUCUUCAAUACCUUCUUGAUGGAGUAUUUGGAUCAUUCAUUCAUCAUCAGUUUUGAAAA
This is a messenger RNA of Pristis pectinata (smalltooth sawfish), 946 nucleotides long. RefSeq names its product sperm associated antigen 8 (gene spag8). Gene Ontology annotation, molecular function: microtubule binding. The coding region runs from base 29 to 802 and encodes 257 amino acids. NCBI's taxonomy places the organism in Eukaryota, Metazoa, Chordata, Chondrichthyes, Rhinopristiformes, Pristidae. The record is from RefSeq and is a predicted model, not a curated record. The transcript has 6 exons. Gene Ontology annotation, biological process: positive regulation of transcription by RNA polymerase II. Gene Ontology annotation, cellular component: cytoplasm; nucleus.